This is a messenger RNA of Centruroides sculpturatus (bark scorpion), 719 nucleotides long. RefSeq names its product NADH dehydrogenase [ubiquinone] 1 beta subcomplex subunit 10-like (gene ND-PDSW). NCBI's taxonomy places the organism in Eukaryota, Metazoa, Arthropoda, Arachnida, Scorpiones, Buthidae. The coding region runs from base 106 to 582 and encodes 158 amino acids. The record is from RefSeq and is a predicted model, not a curated record. The transcript is spliced from 4 exons.
GCAUUUUUCGGUAAUCUCCUUGGAUAGUUCUAGCUUGGUUGUAGAUUCGUGGUCGUCAUUCAUCAUCAUUAUUAAAAAUCUGUGAGGAUUGUUUAUCGAUGAGAGAUGAGUGAUUCACGGCCUUCUAGAAGCCCAUUUGAUGCAUUCUUCAAUGGACUUAUUUAUAUGAUAGAUGCACCGGUUACUUGGGCUCGAGAAAAGAUAGUUGCAAACCGUCCAAAAUAUUAUUAUUAUCACGAGAAGUUUCGAAGAGUACCAACUAUUGAUGAAUGUGAAAUUGGUGAUGUGCUGUGCUAUUAUGAAGCCAAUGAACAAUAUAAGAGAGACAAAGCUGUGGAUACAGAAAUUUUAAAUCUUUUACGUUUGAGAAGAGAUGAUUGUGUUUUUUAUGAAUCACCUGAUCAUAAAGAAAACUGCAAAAAAGUACUUGCUGAUUAUGAAGAAGCAGCUCUCAAUUGGUUCAUAAAAUAUGGUGAUUUAAGUGGAUAUGCAACAGUUAGAGAUUGUUAUAUGAAACAAAAACAUCGCUUGAUAUGGGAACGUCGUCAACAAGAGAAAUUAGAAUCAAAUAAAAUUGAAUAAUGUUCUUAUUAAUUCUGUUGUUAAUCCUUUAAGAUUUAGUUUUAUAGGAUUUCUUUUGUUAAAAAGUUUUUAUCAUCAUUAGAUGACAAAAGAUUUGUAAUAAUAAUAGUAGUAAAACAAAUUUGUAUGUAAUAAAA